CUGUCCUUCAGAUUCCCUGUCUGUGCAGCGGUGCCUCCUGUUUACUGUGCCAGUGUUGUCCCAACAGCAAGAAUUCAACAGUGACGCGUCUUAUCUAUGCCUUCCUCCUCCUCCUCAGUACUGUUCUCGCCUGCAUUAUGCUGGCACCAGGGAUGGAAGAGCAGUUGAAGAAGAUCCCUGGAUUUUGUGAUGAUGGGCUUCAUGCUCGGAUACCGCAUAUGAAUGGCUUUGUCAGCUGCGAUGUGUUUGUUGGAUACAGAGCUGUCUAUCGCAUCAGCUUUGCCAUGGCAGUGUUCUUCUUUCUUCUCUCUCUGCUGAUGAUACAAGUGAAAACAAGUAAAGAUCCCAGAGCCGCAGUGCACAAUGGGUUCUGGUUCUUCAAAGUAGCUGCCAUUGUGGCUAUCAUGGUCGGUGCAUUUUACAUCCCUGAAGGGCCUUUCACAAGAGCUUGGUUUAGUAUUGGUGUUUUUGGAGCCUUUUGCUUCAUUCUUAUCCAGUUGGUGCUGCUUGUGGACUUUGCUCACUCCUGGAAUGAGAGCUGGGUUGAGAGAAAGGAGGAAGGAAAUUCUAAAUGUUGGUAUGCAGCUCUGCUGUCCUGUACGUGCUUGUUUUAUGGCUUGUCACUGGUUUUUGUUGUGCUCUUCUAUGUUUUCUACACGAAGCCUGAUGACUGUGCUGAGAACAAGUUCUUCAUAAGCAUUAAUAUGAUCCUGUGCAUUGCUGUCUCCAUCGUUUCUAUCCUUUCAAAAGUUCAGGAACAUCAGCCUCGCUCUGGCCUCCUCCAGUCCUCUGUGAUCACACUCUACACCAUGUAUCUCACUUGGUCAGCCAUGUCCAAUGAGCCUGAGCGAAACUGUAACCCAAGUUUGCUGAACAUCAUUACCCAGAUAGCUACGCCCACAGUUGCUCCGGCAAAUGCCACUUUUGUACCUGCUACUCCAGCUCCGCCCAAGUCUCUACAGUGGUGGGAUGCCCAGAGUGUUGUUGGAUUGGUUAUCUUUGUCCUUUGCCUCUUGUAUUCCAGCAUUCGCUCUUCAAGUAACAGCCAGGUGAAUAAGCUGAUCCUGUCUGGGAGUGACAGUGCCAUUCUGGAGGAGACUGUGGGAACAGGCAGCGGGGCUGCAGAGGAAGAAGUGCGCCAUGUCAUGGAUAAUGAGCAGGAUGGUGUUCAGUACAGCUAUGCCUUCUUUCACUUUAUGCUCUUUCUUGCCUCUCUUUACAUCAUGAUGACACUCACAAACUGGUACAGCCCUGAUGCAGAUUUUAAAACAAUGACAAGUAAGUGGCCAGCCGUGUGGGUGAAGAUAACCUCCAGCUGGAUUUGUCUUCUACUCUAUCUUUGGACCCUCGUGGCUCCUCUUGUCCUUACUAACAGGGACUUCAGUUAAAGUGCUGCACCUGUCUGAGCUUACAAAAGUGGGGAAUUUUUUGCUGCAAGCCAAAAUGUUUCUGUAUUGCUUUAGUUAAACUGUUCAUGUUACCGUUUUGUAUGUUAAUAUUAACAUACGGAUGGACAGAAAGUUAUGUAUUGCAUAAUGCUUGUUCCAGGAUCAACACUGUUACCAGUUAUCUUUCUAUUUUAACCUUCUGUUAUGGUUGUCUUAUUACUGCAUUUUUAAAAUUCACUACAGCUGUGCUGUCAAAGCACAAAAAAAAAUCUGUUCUGUCCAGUAGCC
Molecule: messenger RNA, 1676 nt
Organism: Pterocles gutturalis (yellow-throated sandgrouse)
Lineage: Eukaryota; Metazoa; Chordata; Aves; Pterocliformes; Pteroclidae
Product: serine incorporator 3-like
Exons: 9
Coding region: 138-1388 (416 amino acids)
Cellular component (GO): membrane
Source: RefSeq, a predicted model, not a curated record